CCAGCUUUGCACUUGGCGCUCCAGGCCUGGGUCACUUCACUUGAGUUAUCAGAGGCAACGCGUCUAGUUUGACAAACUGCCGGAGGCUCCUGAUAGAGAAGGGCGUGGGCGCCAAUCUAGGAGACAAAGCCUGACCCGCUGCGGUGAGCCAACCCAACCCCAUCCGCGAGUCUUCUUUACAGGCAUAUUUUCGGAGCCGAGGGCGCCUCUGCAAGAACCCUGCGGACAGCUUCCGACUCGCCGGAGAUUGCGCGACGAAUCUGCGCCUCGAACCCUCGCUUUCCAGCAGUCGCCCGAUUGCUGCUCCACAGGGAGCCAACGCGCCCGAGGACCAGCCCAGCCUGGGCUCUCUAGAUCAGUAGGCUGUUUAGGCUGCGAGCUCGUCCACGCAUCUCAGCCUACUCCCUCGUCCUCCCCGCCGGCGAAGAUGUCCGCCAAGCCUGAAGUCGGCUUAGUGCGCGAGGCUUCUCGGCAGAUCGUGGCCGGUGGUUCUGCAGGUCUUGUGGAAAUUUGCCUGAUGCACCCCCUAGAUGUGGUGAAAACCAGGUUUCAGAUUCAGAGAUGUGCAACCGAUCCAAACAGUUAUAAAAGCUUGGUAGACAGCUUUCGAAUGAUUUUCCAAAUGGAAGGGUUGUUUGGUUUUUACAAGGGAAUUCUGCCACCUAUUUUGGCUGAAACCCCAAAAAGAGCAGUGAAGUUUUUCACCUUUGAGCAGUACAAGAAAUUGCUGGGAUAUGUGUCAUUGUCACCAGCAUUGACAUUCGCUAUUGCUGGAUUGGGAUCUGGACUAACAGAAGCCAUUGUAGUUAACCCUUUUGAGGUAGUAAAAGUUGGCUUGCAAGCAAAUCGGAACACAUUUGCAGAGCAACCAUCCACUAUGGAUUAUGCAAGACAAAUCAUUAAGAAGGAAGGCUGGGGACUCCAGGGCCUCAACAAAGGAUUAACUGCAACUUUGGGACGACAUGGAGUUUUCAACAUGGUUUAUUUUGGCUUCUACCACAAUGUCAAAAACAUGAUUCCUGUCAAUAAGGAUCCAACCUUGGAGUUUUUGAGAAAAUUUGGGAUUGGUCUUCUCUCGGGGACAAUAGCCUCAGUCAUUAACAUCCCUUUUGAUGUUGCCAAAAGUAGGAUUCAAGGGCCUCAACCAGUUCCUGGAGAGAUCAAGUACAGAACCUGUUUUAAAACAAUGGCAACAGUCUAUCAGGAAGAAGGGAUUUUAGCUUUGUACAAAGGCCUGCUUCCCAAGAUUAUGAGACUUGGACCAGGUGGUGCAGUGAUGCUGCUGGUUUAUGAAUACACCUAUUCAUGGCUUCAGGAGAACUGGUGAUUGCCUAGGAAGUGUUUUUCCCCCUUGAGAUAAUGGAUAUUUGCUAUGCAGCACCAUGAAGAAGACAGACUAUCGAUCGGCCAGGUGUAUAAUUAUGAAGGAGAAAACUGUUCAAGAACAAAAUCUAUUUUAAUACUUUAAAAAAUAUCUAUAGGCAAGUUGAGAUUAUAGUUUUGACUGUAUAAAUAAAACUGUGAGAAGAAAAAAUAAUAUGAAACAAUGAGGUAUUUAAAGUGAAUAUAGAAAAAUAGCAUAGAAAUCAUAUAUUUCAUAAAAUAAAUAGAAACUUUGUCUCCUAUGUUCCUCUUCAAUGCUUCACAAUGAAAAUUCAUUGUAUUGAUCAGUAUUUUUCCUAAAAGGUCUAGAAAUGCUUAAACUAUUGAAAAUAAAUCAAAUUAUUCAAAGACUGGGUUAAAAAAAGUUAAGCCAAAAUUUAAGCAGUUUUUUUAAUGAUUUAAAUUAUUCCAUAAAUAAUAUUUAAAGAGCACAAGAAAAAAUUUUUUAAAUGCACUAAAAUGACCUUUUAAGAAUGUUUAAUUUUAUGAAUACUAUGUUAAAAUGUAAAUCUGUUGGUUUUCUUUAGGAACUAUGCACAUAUCAGCUCUAUUUUCCUAUAUCUACUUUAUAUCUCAUAUUGCUGUAAGAUAAUAAACAGGUAUUUCAAAACAUUGUUUAAAACAGAAUGUUAAAACACUGUUGUUUAAGCAUGUUUAAAUCAUGAUAUCCCAAAUCUCUUCUAACAAGUAGGAAACGUGAAAUAAAAUUUACUUUCCUCCACAUAGUUCUCUUUGAAGACAGGUUUUGUUGAUGAGAUAUUUUCAUGUUAAAUCACAAACUGGAAACAGCUUUGGACCCAUUUGUCAGCCAUCAGUAUUUGCAUCCAAAUACCUUUGUUCGGCAUGCCUACCUGUGCCAUUUUUA
Messenger RNA from Symphalangus syndactylus (siamang), 2248 nucleotides. RefSeq names its product solute carrier family 25 member 21 (gene SLC25A21). The record is from RefSeq and is a predicted model, not a curated record. Lineage: Eukaryota; Metazoa; Chordata; Mammalia; Primates; Hylobatidae. Gene Ontology annotation, biological process: transmembrane transport.